Messenger RNA from Callorhinchus milii (elephant shark), 1441 nucleotides. RefSeq lists its product as uncharacterized. Bases 111 to 956 code for a protein of 281 amino acids. The transcript has 9 exons. The record is from RefSeq and is a predicted model, not a curated record. Gene Ontology annotation, molecular function: cytokine activity. Gene Ontology annotation, cellular component: membrane. NCBI's taxonomy places the organism in Eukaryota, Metazoa, Chordata, Chondrichthyes, Chimaeriformes, Callorhinchidae.
GUCUGCCACCUUCAACGCCUCUUUCUUCAGGGAUCUCAGAUCGGUUUGUGUUGGAUUUAAGCUGGGUGAACAGUCUUUAAUUCUGGAAUGUAAAGUCUGGAGAUGUUGAGAUGAAAUAUUAUCAUGGCUGUCCGAAGUGUUCAUUGGAAGAACGACUAAGUUUGGUGAAGCUUUGGACGCUGUUUUGCCUUUCAAUGGUAAUUGUAUCACACAAGUCUGCGGGUUGCCAGUUCAAUGGAUUCCGGCCACACACCACCACUUACAAGGGGAGCUUUAAUAAACUGAGAACGCACCUGCCCUUAGAUUACAGCCUGACUGUGAUGCUGUUGGAUCAUGGCCAUCGGGAUCCCUGCUGUGUGGCUCUACAAGAAAUGUUGUCUUUCCGAUAUUCCCUCUCACACCUCGUCAACCACUCUGUCAGCCCCCUACGUGACAUCUCCAAAGCUGCCUUCAACGAAGCUAAAUUUCUAGAUGACUGUCCUGUGAAUAAAUCGUGGGGGUGCAGGAGUGAGCAAUGGAACGCCACGCACCUCCUCCAGAGGCUGGAGCAGAGCAUGAAUUCCUUUGACACCAACUAUAGUAAGAAUGUAUGCCCGUUUGAAGAUUGCACGCUCUUUACCUGUAUCUCAGUCUCGGAAAAGCUGGUGCUGAGCACCUCCCUGCCACUGUCCAACAAGGCUCCGCCCGAGGGAUUGGACACGUUACCUGCGGUGAACGAGACGAGCACUGGGUCAGCGGCGAUGGAGAACAAGACCAUCAAGUCCGCCACUCAAACAGACUUCACCGCAGACUUAGGGCUCAGCCAAGGGGCACUCUUGGUACUACUGAUCAUCAGCGUCAUCAUCAAUGCCGUGUUAGUGUACUACCUGCUUAAGAAGAAACAGCAACCGCGUCCUCCAGCAAGGGCUGAAAUAGAGCCGUUAUCCGUGUUGGUCGCUACGACCGGGGAGGAGUGAGGCAGCGAGGAAGAGGAAAGAGUGAGGAAGGCCCCCAAGCUUCUGUCUGAAGGACUCAUCUUACUUGCCAUGUUGGAAGUCGCCUAAAGGUCCUCUCACCAUCCCCUACCUGCUGAGCAUUGCUGUUGCCAUUCCCGUUGCCCCUUCCCUUACGCCUGCCACACCUACGGUGCUCAGAGGAAUGGAGGGUUGGGCGGGGGUAGGGGGGAGUCUGUGUGUCUGCUCUGCUCUUCAAAUCUUCAUUGUACAAAAGACUCACGGUGACGAGGGAAGAGACGAUGCUUGUGUGGGGAAGAUGCCAGACGCCUUCGCGAGCCUCUACGAUAGGGGAGGAAUGGGAGCACGGAGACUUCACAUAACGUAGGGGAGGGACACAGCUGGAAUUCCAACCUCCGAAUUGAGAAACUCCUAUCCACAGCCAUUUCAUGGAGUCCCGUGGCUCAGUGGUUAGAGCCCUCGCCUCGCAGGCAAGAGGACCCGGGUUC